UCUAUCACACCGCUACCUCUCUUUCUUAUGGUAUUCUAGUCUUUAUGUACAUGGUUUAUUAUUGGGUACAUUCGAACCCUGGACAAGUCAUACUUGUCGUCUUAGUCUCAACCUACUAGUACCGGUCCCGGUACUGGCCGCGAUCAUUGCCAGCAUCGACAGCAUCAUCAUCAUACCUGUAUCCGCCGACAUUGAUAUACCAAUACCCAUACUGGACUCCUCAAAUAUCUUCAAUGGUUUAAUGUUACUGAACCCUGACAAAGAGAUUUCAAAAGCAAGAGGAUCUACAUCCCUAUCUAUGUAUACAUCCUGCCCUGACAGCCCAAUUUCUCUCUGAAAUACGCUCCGACAGAACAACUUGCCAUUGCCAUUGUCAUUAACAUCGAAUCCCAUCUCCAUGGCUCUCCCCAACCCCGGAGAAACCUCCGGUGCUGGACAGACAGGAACCCUAACAUCCAAACCUACCACCAACAAGACCAAGACGAAGACCAAUGAUACUUCUACAGGACCGAAAAAACCUUACGUGAGACGUAUUACCGAACAACGUCGUGAACAGAAUCGAAGAUCUCAAAAGGUGUAUCGAGAGAAAUUGAGGAAACGACUUGAGGAAUUAGAACAGCAGGCGGGUGUGUCGUCGUCGACGAAUACGAAUACAAACACGACUACGACGCCAGAGUCUGCUUCGGCGUCAGCGUCAGCGUCAGCGUCUGCAUUCGUUGCGACUGGUCGUUCGGGUGUUGUUCAGCAGAGUUCAUUGACAUCGUCGACGUCUAACUAUGUAUCUGAAUCUGUUCCCGUUACUGUCACUGGUAGAGAGAGGAGAUCUUUGAUUGGUUCUGCUUCUGCCUCUGCAGUAGGAGCAGGCCUAUCAGUCAUCAGCCAUCAAGACCGAAUCUCUGAUCCCCUACAAUCAGAUCCAAAACCACCAGUCCAAUUCCUAAAUCUAGGCGAUGCAUUCGCCGCUGCAGGAGAUCUACCUAUAGGCGACGCUCCAAUGGGCGUGAACCUGUUCCUUGGACAAAGCGCGGGACCACAAUUCGAUAGCAGCGACGACGACAACAACAACAACGACGAUGAUGGUGAGACACUACCAGAAGUACAACGAAGUACUCAAUCCCAAUCGAAUAUUGAAUACACUCAAGAUGACUACGGGGAUAUGGAUCUCCGAGGAAUCUGGGCUCUUCCUUCACGACCACGACCUCAACCACAACCACGACAUUCAUCAAACCAACUCAAUCACAAUGGCACAUCGAUUCCACACUCGUCACCGCCAUGGUCAUCGCCAUGGACAGUUGGACCAAUCAACCAUAACAGAGCGGUAAUUCCACGCCAAAGACCACGACCACGACCUCGACAUCACCACCACCACCACCAGACCUGGCAACGAAACCAACAUCAACAACGCCAAAUCCAAUACCUCCAAACCCGCACCGGGCCUAUGACCCUCUCCUCCCCGCAAAUGAACCACCUACGCAUCAACCCGCUAAACCUCAUCGAAGCAUCCAUUUCCAUCGCCGCUGUAAUGGGAAUAUCGCGAUCCGCCUAUCUCAACGACCACCCAUCGCAACUCCCCGGCUGUUACGUCUACCUCAACGGCAUCACCACCGACCCCUCCUCCUCCUCCAUCAUUUCCCCCCUCCGCACCUCCCUCUACGUCUUCUCCUCCACGCAAAGCCUCUCCGUCACACCCGAACUGUACGCCCAUAUCGCACGCACCAUGAAAUCCUCCUCUUCCUUACGUCCCUCCCCGGCCCAACUCACCACCCCGCACCCGGCCUAUCUCGACUGUAUAAUCUUCCCGCAUAUGCGCGACGCCGCGGUCCGGGCUUCAGCAGAGGGGAUUUUAGACCAUAUUUCCCUCUUCACGGAUUUGUUAAACGGUGGGUUAGUGUGUUGGGGUGGAGGAUCGGAUUCUUUGGGCUUGUCGAGAAGGAGGAGGAGGGAGAGGUCAAUGGCGGAUGGCGUGGCUUGGUCAACUAGGAGUUGGGAGGCGAGACCGUGGUUUCUAAGGAAGUGGAAGUGGUUGAUUGGGUCGGAGGAGGAGGAGAGGUUGAGGGGGGAUAGUGAGGGGGUUUGGGCCGGGAGUCGAUGGUGGAGAGGGAUGAGGGGGGAGGAUAGUGAGGAGGAGUAUGAUGAUGAUGAUGAAGAGGAGGAGAGGGAAGGGGAUGAGAGGUUUGAUGGGGAGAGGGUUCAGGAGGAAGAGGAGGAGGAGUUUGGGAAUUUUGGAGGGGAGGUCGAUGGUGGUGCUGGUGUUGGUGCCGGGGCUGGUGGUCCUUUCGACCUAGACACCAGUGACUUCGACGAAGAAGAGAACUCGACGACUAGUUCCUUCGAUCCUAAUGUUGCACCUUGUCCGUUCGGUCCGACUGAUUAGGAGAAUGUCUGAGGAAGUUGAUCUGGUCCAGUGCAUCGGUGCAGCGGUCUAGAGAAGAUUAUGAGAUGAGAUGUUGUUGUCAUUGGAGUACAUGGUUAACGAACAAAAUAUAGUACUAUUCUGGGUAUUUUCGAUGACCGCUAUUCGUCCAUUAUAUAUGUACAAUACGUUUAUUUAUCAA
Exophiala mesophila is the source of this 2555-nucleotide messenger RNA. RefSeq lists its product as uncharacterized. Bases 398 to 2374 code for a protein of 658 amino acids. The record is from RefSeq and is a predicted model, not a curated record. NCBI's taxonomy places the organism in Eukaryota, Fungi, Ascomycota, Eurotiomycetes, Chaetothyriales, Herpotrichiellaceae. The transcript has a single exon.